UGUGUCGAAAUCUGUGGAGGUUAACCAUGCUUCAAGUAUUCUGUCAUUCGAUGCGCACGAUUCGACUGCUCAGAAGGAACACAAGAAUCGUUCGUGUGUCGAAUGUGAGACAUUUGAAUCUGCUAGAAUAUCAGAGCAAGGAGCUUUUACGAGACUCCGGUGUGUCGGUGCAGAACUUUGCUAUUGUUGAUGACCUAACCAAAACAAAUUCCGCCUUGAAAAAACUACACGCCAAUGAAUUUGUUAUUAAGGCUCAAGUCUUAGCUGGUGGUCGUGGUAAAGGCUGGUUUGAUAAUGGAUUCAAGGGUGGAGUACAUCUUACCAAAGACCGUAAUGCUGUUGCUAAUUAUGUGAAGAAUAUGUUAGGUCAUCGCCUUAUUACUAAACAGACUUCAAAAGAUGGCAUACUAGUGCAGAAAAUUAUGAUAGCCGAAUCGGUGGAUAUCGCGCGUGAGACUUAUGUUUGUAUUCUCAUGGAUCGUCAGCAUAAUGGUCCGGUGUUAAUAGCAUCUCCAGCGGGUGGAAUGGACAUUGAAACGGUGGCUGAGAAACAUCCCGAACAAAUCAAAACUGUUCCAUUAGACAUUUAUCAUGGAAUCGGUGAUGAAAUAGCGAAGGACGUCUGCAUUUUUCUAGGAUUUACUGAUACCGAUAUUCUCAAUGAAGCCAUGUACGAAUUGAAGAAUCUAUGGAAGUUAUUUGUGGACAUUGACGCUUUGCAAGUUGAAAUAAAUCCAUUGGUGGAGACAACAGACAAGAAAGUGAUAGCAGUAGACGCAAAAAUCGCAUUCGACGAUAAUGCUCAAUUUAGACAACAAGACCUAUUUGCCUUGGAAGAUGUUAGCGAGAAAGAUCCCAGAGAGGUGGACGCAUCGCGAUUUAACUUAAAUUAUAUUGGAAUGGAUGGUAAUAUAGGAUGCUUAGUAAAUGGAGCAGGCUUAGCCAUGGCUACAAUGGAUAUUAUUAAAUUAAAUGGAGGAUCACCAGCUAAUUUCUUGGAUGUCGGCGGUAAUGUGAGAGAAGAUCAAGUUUUUCAGGCAUUCAGAAUCCUUAGUGAAGAUCCAAAAGUCAAAGUCAUUCUCGUUAACGUUUUUGGAGGUAUCGUGAAUUGUGUAACGAUUGCGAAAGGAAUUAUUGCAGCAUCGCAAAAUUUGGGACUUAAAAUACCACUUGUUGUAAGGCUAGAAGGUACUAAUGUAACAGAAGCCAAAAAAGUUUUGUCUAAAUCUGGAUUGCCUAUUCUUACAGCGAAUAAUUUGGAUGAAGCUGCGAAAAAAGCGGUAAAUUCGAUAAAAGCAUAAUCGUCGUAUUAAUAUAAUGGUAUACUGGUGGCUAAUAAUUAUUUAAGACUGGAAAUUUAUGAUUUUAAAAAUGAAAAAAGUUAUUAGUGUUUUUUACUGUAGUGGAUUUGAACUCAAUGCGAGUUGGGUUAAUGACACUACAUGCUCUACUUUAAGUUUUAAUAAACAGUUCCAGCAUGUGACGUCAUUAAUGCACCUUGAGUCGGAUUUAAACUUAUUUUAAUCAAAAAUGCUACAUAAUUUUAUGAAUAACUUAGGAUAGGGAAUUGUUUAUAGAAUUUUUUAAUUUUUAUAACAUGAAUACUGUUGAUUGUUUUAUAUAGCAUUUAAUUUUUGCGAUUUUUACUUUAGAUUUGUAUUUAAACGCAUGCGAACAUAUUUCCAUAUGUUUAAAUACGUUUCUAAAGUGCUGCGUAUAGUUAUGUAUCAUUGUCGAACUUUUUCUUUGAUUUAAUCAUCCAUAAUUGCAUUCCAAUUGCGUUUCUAUUACUGGAUUAAUAUCUUAUAAAUUUAAGUAUCUCUCUUUGUUAUUUUAUAAUGCAGUACGAUUAUAUUGUUACUAAAAUUUUGAAACUUAUUUUAAUCCUGUUAAACUGAGAUCUAAAUGUAUAUCAUUGUUUUGCGUUGGUAUAAUUUGAACUCCUGGUCAAGAUAUUUAAUUAAUUUUUAUUAAUUUAGUUAUGCAGAUUCUAAAAUGACAUUGAAUGCACGUAUAAGUUUUAACAAGAGAGAUUAGAAAAUUAAAAAAUUCAGAAAAUUUUGAAAAAUUAUGUACAAGUAGCGUAGUUUUUUUAUGAAACUUUUAUUUUUGCAAAAUUACAAUUUAAAGAGGUGAAACAGCUUUUAGGAAAAAACGAUUUUUUCCUUUUCAGCCAAAUAUGUUUGAAACUAAAAGAUAGAAAGAUAAGAGAAAAA
Molecule: messenger RNA, 2216 nt
Organism: Monomorium pharaonis (pharaoh ant)
Lineage: Eukaryota; Metazoa; Arthropoda; Insecta; Hymenoptera; Formicidae
Gene: ScsbetaG
Product: succinate--CoA ligase [GDP-forming] subunit beta, mitochondrial
Exons: 6
Coding region: 27-1301 (424 amino acids)
Biological process (GO): tricarboxylic acid cycle; succinyl-CoA metabolic process
Cellular component (GO): succinate-CoA ligase complex; mitochondrion
Molecular function (GO): ATP binding; succinate-CoA ligase (GDP-forming) activity
Source: RefSeq, a predicted model, not a curated record